UUGAUGCUUGUAACAUAUUAAAAGCAAACGGAAGUAUAAAGUAUUCUGUUCAAGACGAGUGGCAGCUGACAACACCCCUCACAGCAGUAGUUGACACAAAUAUUGACCGCAAUAAAGCCAGCUUCCAGCAGGGAGAUGCUUGCAAUCUGCCGCUUGACCUGGGUCAGUUUGGUUGUGUUGUAGCUGCCAAUCUCAUAUGUCGGUUGCAUACGCCUAUGGACUUUCUGAAUCGUCUGUCGAGUUUGGUUGCACCAGGUGGAUUUCUGUUACUCACGUCACCAUUCACAUUUAGUGUUGAAUAUACACCAAAGAAAAACAUGCUUGGAGGAUAUAAAGAUAAAGAUGGAAAUCCAGUGUGGGCUUCGAAUACGUUACAAAAAGUCUUGGAAUUGGACUUUGAACUACUUGAAAGCAAAGAAAUGCCAUUCUUUAUACGAGAGACUGCACACAAAAACCAGUGGACUGUUGCAUAUGCCAUGAUAUGGAAGAGGAAAGAAUGAAACUUAUUCAUUCAGACAGAAUCAUAAGAUAUUGUAUUCUAGUUAAAUAUUCGCCUGGGUUUACUUUACAAUAGUAACCAUAUUUUUGCAUAUAUAUUUAUGAACAUUUUGAUUUUACGUAUUACUGCUGGCAAUAAAAUCACAAAUGUGAGGUCUCACUACAAAAUGAGUCUCAUCGUUAGAAAAUCCAAAAAUGAGUUAAUAUUACACUUUGGUAGAUCACAUUAUAGACUUUAAUUUGGUCUUUGAAUGGCUUCCCUAGGAUAAA
This is a messenger RNA of Anneissia japonica, 768 nucleotides long. RefSeq lists its product as uncharacterized. Lineage: Eukaryota; Metazoa; Echinodermata; Crinoidea; Comatulida; Comatulidae. The record is from RefSeq and is a predicted model, not a curated record.